AUGUCCACCUCUGACCCCCCUACAUGGGUCCCAUCCAACAACAUAGAAGAAUUCAAGCGGCAGUAUGAGGUCAACAUCAGUAAAAAAUGGGUUUCCCCAAGACGAAUUCCGGCACCCAGAUGCCCAAAUUCGUCUUUUGCCCCCAAAACCUCGUCUUUUGGCUCUGAGAUCUCGUCGUAUGUCCCGCUAUUUUUGGCCGCUCGUCAUUCGACCACAAAACGUUGUCCAUUUAGAGCUCCAAUUACGAAACCGGUCGUGCGACCUCAUUAG
Messenger RNA from Morchella sextelata, 270 nucleotides. RefSeq lists its product as uncharacterized. The transcript has a single exon. NCBI's taxonomy places the organism in Eukaryota, Fungi, Ascomycota, Pezizomycetes, Pezizales, Morchellaceae. The coding region runs from base 1 to 270 and encodes 89 amino acids. The record is from RefSeq and is a predicted model, not a curated record.